AUGAUUCUUGAGGACGCACGGACACCCCAACGACCGGGGAACACGAGGCUUGGAAGAGGCCGAGGCAGGGGAGGAGGAGCCGCGCGGCGACAGAGGAGGGAUGGCACUGCGCGACGACGCAAUCGGCGCGCCGACCAGUUCUGCGUGCACCUCGUGGCAGAUGAACGGCAAAUACCCAUGUAUGCAGUGGAGUUCAAAGCGCCGCACAAAGUGACCAUUCCCGAACUGGUGGCGGGUCUGCACCCCAUGGACUUGGCUCGCGAUGUCAUAGACCAGGAAGGCGAGACAUUUGGAUUCUAUGCCACCCGCCUUGUCGCGGCCGUGGUCACUCAGAUAUUCUCAUCCAUGAUCGACAGUGGCGUUCGAUACGCUACCUCCGCACAGGGGAGGCUUUCGUUUUCCUCCAUACCCCACAGGAUGAUCCCACCAUUAUUCAAUAUUUCUUGUGUAUUCCGAAUCAAGGUGCACAGGUGGAUGUGUAGGCGGACGAUGAAGUGCGCCUCCACCGGACUGCCAUCGGUCAGGUGCUUGCAUUCACCCUUCAAGCGCUGGCCGUUGAACCUCCGACUCAACAUUGGCACGAUGUGGCAGACGACCAGCUAA
Molecule: messenger RNA, 603 nt
Organism: Aspergillus luchuensis
Lineage: Eukaryota; Fungi; Ascomycota; Eurotiomycetes; Eurotiales; Aspergillaceae
Exons: 1
Coding region: 1-603 (200 amino acids)
Source: RefSeq, a predicted model, not a curated record